UCAUGAUUCCAUAGCACAUGUGACACACAAAGCUAAAGUAUUGGUCUCGAAUGCCGAAUUUAAGUGAUGCUGAAUGAUUGUCUCAAUCGCUCUAGGGUUGGUGUCCAUUGCGUGGAUGGGAAAGCUCCUGAGAAUUUCUGCGUAGCGCUUCAGCAUUCAUGUCACAUCUUCAUGUCCAGACAUCUCAAUCAAUCAAGACAAGAGUGUAGGAUUGGGACUCUGACCACGUGAAAGCUUUCGUUCGGUGAGCAGCUUUCUAAAGCGUGUCUGUUUUUCGGAGAAGAGAAGCGCGGAAUGUCUCUAACAUGGAGCCCACUUGGUGCGAAGUUUUGGGUAUGCAUGGGCAUUACUCUCGUCUGCCUCGCACGGACUUCUGUUGCAGAAGAUCCCACCCCUACCCCAUGGCCUACGCCGUUCUAUGCCGUAUUGUACCAAAAUUUUAGCGGCAUCAUAGGGCUCAUGGAUCUUUACUACGACUGGGAGAAUGGAAGGAACCUACAUCUGAUUAAAAAUCAAUACCAACCAAUCGUACACGACAUGGAGUUUAAUAAUGGGACAGUCCUCAAGUGGUCGACUUCAAGCGAUUGCAGGAAUCUCGAUGUUGGGGUUGGGGUUCUGCCUCCAACUUGGCUCAAAGGCGCAACAUAUCUCGGAACUCAAAAAGAAGAUGGUUUCACUGUAAAUGUGUUUACGAAAGCUGACUUCAUCGUCUACAGGGAGGAUGUUGUUUCUAAAAGGCCUGUUAGCUGGACAUUUUACACAGGACGUGAUGUUCAUGUGAUGUCAUUUCAGCCUGGAUACGUUUUGCCCGAAGAGAACUGGUAUGUCCCAGUUGAGUGCUUUCUUGAACAAGAAAAAUAUGACCUUACAGCCUCUGGUUUCCAUGAAUCUAUGGAUCCAUUCUCUGAAACCAGAGAAUGGAUGAUCAGUGGUUCCACGAGUGCGUAGAUUGAAGAAAAGGUCCGCACUUCUGACUGUUUAGGAGAACGGAUUUUGUUAAUAACUCAGACAGGUCGUUCGGGAAUGAUGAUAAAAGUUCGUCGUCUCUGCCUCCAGUACUAACCAAUAGUGUAGGGGUCCAGUUUCGCUCAGUAUAUUAGCUUACAAAUACUCUCCACCAACCUGGUCGGAGAUCGUGAAUAACACUUGAUCUAGGGCUGCAAGAAACUGCAUACACAUAAAUGUACUUGUAAGAUAUCCGUGCCGAUCCGAGUUUGCAUUAUAAGAUCUGGGUGGGGUCAGCCACUGCUAAACUUCGAGCAAAUAUGGUGCACCGAUGUAAUUGACGAAGGUACUAUAUAAAAACUCACUAAAGAUCAAAUUUCUAAAAAUCAUAUGUAAAGGCAUCAACUUCUCAUGAAGCAUGUGAGCAUCUUCAUUAGGCCGAGAUUUAAGUUAGAAAUAAGUUUCUGCUGUCAAUGACAGGAAGCUCUUAGGACCAUUGUCAGACCAUGAUGUACUGAAAACAAGCGGUCAUCAUCAACAGAGUCACAAGAGGAUUAGAAACAAUUUCAGCCCACAGUUGCUUCAACAUCUGCUCUUAAAGCGGGCA
This is a messenger RNA of Marchantia polymorpha subsp. ruderalis, 1552 nucleotides long. The record is from the annotation of a GenBank genome assembly. NCBI's taxonomy places the organism in Eukaryota, Viridiplantae, Streptophyta, Marchantiopsida, Marchantiales, Marchantiaceae.